AUGCAUUCGGGCAGCCAGGCCGAUUUGAAAAGCAUCCAUGGUCGCGCAUAUGACUUUAUCAUCUGUGGGGGUGGUACGUCGGGCUGUGUCAUUGCAUCUCGUCUUGCCCGCAUACCCAAUAUCUCCGUACUCCUAGUCGAGUCCGGACGGGACGCCGGUCUAAGUCCAGAUGUUCUCAUUCCAGGGAACUAUGUCAAGCAGCUUCAGGAGGACAAAGCCGGGCUUUGGGAGUUGGAGACCGUUCCCCAACGGCACUUGAAUAAUCGAAAAUUGGUUUUCCUGCGUGGUAAACAACUAGGGGGCAGCUCGUAUGGGAUUUCUUGCAUUCCCUCCAUAAUAUCAGUACUCAUCAUCUGGCACAGUGCGGUCAAUUAUAUGGCUCUUGCCCGAGGUCCGGCUGCAGACUACGACGAAUGGGCAAUGUUGACUGGAGAUGACGGGUGGAAAUGGGAAAAUGUUCUCCCCUUGAUGAAAGAGGUACGACCCCUGAAUGGAAUGUGGCUGGAGUACUCGAGGACUUUGACCCCCGAUUACCACCGGGGAUGGAAGACUUUGCGCGCCCGAAGCCUUUUGACCAUGGAAGAUCAGGGCAAGCCCCUCAAAGUUGGCUUCGGCGAGGAAAUGGUACCCGGUGUGGAGACAUUUUUCAAAGCUUGUGUAGAGACCGGGAUGCCGGUGUGCCUGGACAAUAAUUCCGGGAACCCCGUGGGAGUUGGACUGGCACAGUUCAAUGUCCGCCGGGGGGAGAGGAGUUACGCAGCCAAUGCAUUUCUGGAUCACUCUUCACGCACUCGGCUCCCGAAUCUGACAAUUAUGACAGACACUGAAUGUGACAAAGUUGACUGUGCAGACGGGACCGCCACUGGGGUUGAGUUAUAUCACAAGCCUACUCAAGAAACGGGAUGCGGUCGAAAUAUGCUCGACCACUCGAUCAUCACUUGUGAAUACAAGGUGGACGAUAAAAUCCCUGCGCAUAAUCAAAUCUUUCUUGACCCGGACCUCCAUAAGAAGGCGAAAGCCCAGUAUGCAGACAGCCGUACUGGGCCGUUGGCCAUGUACGGAUCCAGUGGAACCGUGGCAUUCCCAAGGAUUCAGAGACUGUUUGACUCCAAGGAGUUUGCUGAUCUGGACGGCCAAACUCAAAAGUUUUUACUGGACUCCACCAGGCCUUCUGCAGAAAUCUGGCUGGGGUCGGGCCCGAGCUUUUAUCCCGCGGAUGAUCCAACAAAGAGUUACAUUACCCAUGAGAUGCUCAUACAGAACAAUCUCUCCAAGGGCACCGUGACACUUCGAUCACGCGAUCCACGCGAUCCACCUCUCGUGGAUCCAAAUUUCCUCUCUCACCCCUUUGACAAGCGUAUUGCAAUCGAAACGGUCCGUACUGCUUUAAAGGUGGCGAGCACGGCGGCAUAUCGAGGGACAAUUGAGAGGAUCGUGCAUGGUCCGCGCAUCGACAUCUAUUCGACGAAACCGGACAGCAUAAGGGACGAAGAGCUGCUGGAUUUCAUUCAAGAUCAUCUUGACCAGGGCUACCACAGUAUGGGUACCUGCAAGAUGGGAAAACGUGAGGAUCCGACUGCCGUUGUUGAUGAUCGGUUUCGCGUGUUUGGCAUGCGGAACUUGCGUGUGGCGGAUCUUAGUGUGUGUCCCAUCCUUACCUGCAAUCACACACAGAUCAACGCCUAUUUGAUAGGGGGACCACAGAGCGGGCGGGAAGAUUAUGAAGGCGGAUAUCCCUAA
Aspergillus saccharolyticus JOP 1030-1 is the source of this 1740-nucleotide messenger RNA. Its product is annotated as GMC family oxidoreductase. The record is from RefSeq and is a predicted model, not a curated record. NCBI's taxonomy places the organism in Eukaryota, Fungi, Ascomycota, Eurotiomycetes, Eurotiales, Aspergillaceae. The transcript has 6 exons. Gene Ontology annotation, molecular function: oxidoreductase activity, acting on CH-OH group of donors; flavin adenine dinucleotide binding. The coding region runs from base 1 to 1740 and encodes 579 amino acids.